AUGCAUAAUCAUACUUUUAAGAAUAAUUUUUUUAACAUUAUCGACGAUAAGAAAUGGCAGCAUUUUUAACAUAAGAAUUAAGCGCACGUGAAAAUAUCCGCAAAUUUCUUCGAACUUGCGUCGAACAAGUAUCGUUCCGUUUUCAUUGAGUUUUUGGUAACGAAUAGCCAAUACUUUAGGCACAUUUAUUUUAUAAUUUAUCUGUGAACGGAUAAUCGAAGAGCUAAGAAUUAAACGAUGAAAAUUUCAACGUUAUUAUUCUUGUUCGUGCUGUUCAUCUGUGGACUCCAUGGUCUAUCCGAUGCAGCUAGUAUUCCAACAGGAAGAACAGAAGACACGACAUCAAGCAACGAAAAUAUCGUUCCAAUGAUGAAUAAUAAUGGAACCGAUAUUAUCAAUAUUCUUCAAGAAAUGAUAAUCAAAACGAUCUAUUCGUUCGCUCGAGCAAUGAAAAAUCUACUUGGUGAACUUUUCUCGCCGUUUCUAAAUCUCUUAGAAAGAAGCCUAAAUACAUUGGAAGAGUUGUUGUCCGAAAUUGUGCGUACUGUGGCACCAACGUUCAACCAAAUCUGCAAUUACGUUUGCCAUUUUCUGAAGCAACUGCUUGAUUAUCUUGAAAGCAUUUCGAACAAUUCGGAACCUAUUUCUUCUCUUAUACCAUUAUUACCACCACCACCAUCACCAUCCUCAUCAUCAUCACCACCACAACUAUUAUUACCACAAUCAUCAUCACCACCAAAAUUAUUAUCGCUACGAUCAUCAUCAUCACCACAACCUUCUCUUUCAUUACCGAAUAUUUAUCAUGAUUAAUGAAGAUCCGAUUCGAUUAUGAUCCCCUUAUUAUCGGCAAAUAUCUUAAUAUGU
Molecule: messenger RNA, 864 nt
Organism: Vespula pensylvanica (western yellowjacket)
Lineage: Eukaryota; Metazoa; Arthropoda; Insecta; Hymenoptera; Vespidae
Exons: 3
Coding region: 238-810 (190 amino acids)
Source: RefSeq, a predicted model, not a curated record